Gasterosteus aculeatus aculeatus (three-spined stickleback) is the source of this 4223-nucleotide messenger RNA. It is a transcript of the gene heatr6, whose product is annotated as HEAT repeat containing 6. The record is from RefSeq and is a predicted model, not a curated record. Lineage: Eukaryota; Metazoa; Chordata; Actinopteri; Perciformes; Gasterosteidae.
AACACUUCCGGGAUCCCAAAAAAUAUGGCGGCUCAACCCGCACCGUCGGCUGCGGGUAGCGCGAGCCGCGGCGUCGUCCCCGUGUUCCCCGCGGUGGUUCUGUCCGCGGAGGCCGCGCCGUUCACCCCGCUCGGGCCCGACGGCUGGCGGCUCGGCUCGCCUUCGGACGUGGAGAAACAGUUCUCCCGCUGCGCGGCGAAGCUCCGGGCGCUUCGAGCCGACUCCGGCCAGCUGAAGGAGGAGCUCAACCUGUUGUUGGACCAGCUUUUGUCCGAAAACUACAACAAAACUCUCGAGCCCAACGUCAACAUCCGACCAGAGGAUGUGUGCAGUCUGCUGAAACAUGUCAGCUGUCUUGUGCCGCUGAGUCAAGAGCAUCUAGUCAUCAAACUGUGUCAGCUGGUUCAUCAUCUACUCAAUCAGCUAAAGGUAAUAAUGGAAGAGCGGACCUUGGAUGUAUUAUUAGACUAUACCACCAGUGCACUGAAAGUUUGCAGUACAUGGACACACUCGGAUGUCCUCCUGGCACUGUCUACUAUAGUGUACGGCAAUGGACCGCAGUGCCACAAGCAUCUCCGUGACCUGCUGGGAGAAGAUGGAGUCCUCCUGCGGUAUAGUUCUCCAUCACAGCCAAAUAUAGAGUUACGCCAUGUUGCUCUCACCUGCAUGGCCAACAUCUGUCUGAGGAUCCCUGGUCAGGCUUCUUUGGAUGAUCAGUACAGAAGUGUGUCUUUUAGAGUCUUCCUGAAAACACUGCAGUCCCCCAAACCUCCCAACAUUGACGAGCUCUUCUACUGCAUGGUGAUCCAAGCCGCACUGAAGGGACUCCAGUGUUGUCUCUCAGGUGGGAAAUGGAAAUUUGUUGGAGAGGAGCUCGGGUCUGUGCUGGCUGCACUAAAGAGGCUCAUGUUCCAGGGAACUCCAGGCGUGAGCGUCGAGUGGCCGACCGUGCUUUACCCGGCACCUCUUCCUCAGUAUGAGGGUCUCUCUGCCCCAAAACCCGCUGAACUAGCAAAAUCCUCUGAGCUACCAUCAGAUGCCCCUGUGUCAGGCAAAACCUCAGGAAAUAAAAAGAGGAAAUCCAAAGGAAAGGGGAAGAAGACCAGCUCUGAGGAGAGCAGAGUGGACGAUGGAGAGGAGGAUAUCCGGGACACAGUGCCUGCUCUUCAGAAGGGAGGGGGAAGAGAGGGAGGCAGAGGUGAGGGAGAGUCUUUGUCUAAACCAUCUGGCCCGUCUUUCUACCCGUCCUGGAAAAGAGCCAGUUCGGACUCCGAGUUUUCCGACCCAGAAGGCAGUGCACAGAGCAAAUUGAGACUUUACAACGGUCGUCUACGUCAGGGCGCUCUGCACUGCCUGCUAGCGGUAGUGAAAGGCGUGGAGAAGAGGACUCUGUACGGGUACUGGUCCUCCUUCAUGCCAGACUCUCCUAUUGGGGGGCCGCCGCCUCUCACUCUCGUAACAAUCAUACUAAAGGACCCUUCGCCCAAGGUGCGUGCGUGUGCGCUUCAGGUGUUGUCGUCCAUGCUGGACGGCUCGCGUCAGUUCCUGGCUGUGGCUGAAGAUACGGCGUCGCCUCGUAAGUCCUACACCCCUUUCUCCUUCUUGCUGGCUGCCGCCGUCAGAGAACUGCACCGCGCCCUCACUCUGGCUCUGCUGGCCGAGACCUCGCCUCAGACCCUCACGCAGGUCAUAAAGUGUCUGGCCUACCUGGUGGCGAACGCUCCCUACCACCGUCUCAGGCCUGGUCUGCUCAGCCCGCUCUGGAAGCAGAUGCGUCCGUAUGUGCGCAACAGAGAUGUAAAUGUCCGCGUGUCAGUCCUGACACUUUAUGGCGCUCUGGUGACGACUCAAGCUCCUCUCCCAGAGGUCCAGCUCCUCCUCCAACAGCCGGAGGGCAGCAGCAGCAGCAGCAGCGGCAGUGGCUCAUUCACCCAACAGGACUCUGCUCUCAGCUGGAGACGACGAGACGGAAUGUCUACGCCCCCCACGCCGGUCAAACCCUCCCUGCGCACCUCGCGCACACACUCCCCUCAGGUGGUUCGCACGCCGGAGGAGGUGGACAGCAGCGCUCCACCGUGGCUGCUGCAGCUCUGUCUGUCGCUGGUGACUCAGCCUAGAGAGGACCAAUCAGACAGUGAGGGAGCGGGAACAGGUGCCGCUUUAGAGCCUUCCCCCGUCCGACUAGAAGCUCUACAGGUCAUGUCCCACCUAGUACGUGGCUACUUCUCGCUAGCACAAGCAAGUCUGUGUGAGAUUGGGCAGGUGAGCGCACGCUGCGUUCGGGAGACGGACCCCUCCAUACAACUACACGGCACAAAGUUGCUAGAGGAGUUGGGCACAGGAAUAAUCCAGCAGUACAGAGCAGAGAACAAUGAGGCCGUGAGGGUGCCCAUGAGCCAAGUGGUGGUGUUUUGGUCGGACGUUUUGAGCGGCCCGCUGAACGGAGCGCUGCAGAGUGAGCAACAUCCCACGCUGCAGACCAGCGCCUGCGACGCGCUCUCCUCAAUCCUGCCGCAGGCCUUUGCGCAGCUGCCUGACAAGACCCAGCUGAUGUGCGUCACCGUGCUACUGGGGUUGACCUACAGUGAGAACUAUCUGGUGAAGACGGCAGCUGUCAGGGCUUUGGGAGUAUACAUACUGUUCCCCUGUCUCAGAGAGGAUGUGAUGUUCGUGGCCGAUACGGCAAACACUAUCCUCGCUGCCCUUGAUGAUCGGUCUCCAAACGUUCGUGCCAAAGCUGCCUGGUCGCUAGGCAACCUGACAGACACACUUAUCGCUAAUAUGGAGACUGUUGGUGUGGAUUUCCAAGAAGAGUUAUCAGACAUGCUGCUUCUCAAGAUGCUGCAGGCAGCCACCCGAGCAUCAGCCGACAAAGACCGGGUAAAGUCUAAUGCAGUGCGAGCAAUCGGGAAUCUGCUUCAUUUCCUGCGUCAAAGUCAGCUGACCCGGUCUGCGUUCCAACGCCCGCUGGAGGAUGCAGUUCUUGCACUGGUUAAAACCGUGCAAUCAGAGGCCACUAUGAAGGUCCGAUGGAAUGCCUGUUACGCCUUGGGGAAUGCCUUCAGAAACCCGGCCCUGCCACUCGACUCCGCCCCGUGGUCCUGUGAUGCGUUCUCCUCCCUCUGCCACGUCGUUAGUUCCUGUAAGAACUUCAAGGUGCGAAUCAAGUCAGCCGCGGCCUUGGCAAUCCCUGCCAACCGCGGCUGCUACGGGGACCCGGAGCGCUUCAUCUGCGUGUGGCGUUCCCUCGCUAAAGCGCUUGAGAAUAGCGAAGACACAAACGACUUCUUCGAGUACCGCUACAGUGCCAGCCUGCGGCACACGCUCUCCCACGCUCUCCUGCACCUGCUCAGUGUCAGCCAGUCCCAGGACAUGCCCUCCCUCGGGGCAUCGCUGGCCGGGGAGGAGGGGAGGGGCAUCAAAGAGCAUUUGAUCCGAUAUCUCAGAGCGGAGGAAGGAGGAGGAGAGGGGGCCGAGGGAGAGAAGGAGACAGGGGGGGACAGUUUUACGCCUCAACAGAGAGUAGGAGGUCUGCAGCGGACCCUAAACAGACUUAAGGAGUUAGAGGCCGAAGGAGAGGGGGGAGGAGACGAGGCGACAAGUAAAGAGAUGGUGGUUCAUUUCCUGGAGGAUUUGUUAAAGACCUGUGAAGAGCUGUGAAGGAUAAUAACCAGCUACGGGUUUAAGAACGCUAUCUGAAAUCACUGAGACGGCUUCCUCAGUUGGACAUGAGAAACAUCCAACCGCCGACUAACUGGUGACGGAAUGGAAAUUAUGCACAGCGAUGUCAUGAUGACAUUCUUUUAUGUACAGUUCCAGUCUCAAGUUGGGACACACAGUUCUCCAUUCAAUGUUUUUUUUUUUUUUCUUUUUUCUACAUUGUAAAAUAAUAUCAAAACUUUGAAGGAACACAUGGAAUUAUGUGGUAAACAAAAAAAUGGUUUUAUAUUUUAGAUUCUUAAAAGAAGCCCCCUUUUGCUUUGACAGUUUUGCAAACUCUUGGCAUUUGAUCAGCUAGUCACCUUUCAAUUAACAGGUGUGUCAAGAGUUAAUUUGUGGAAUUUCAUCCCUUUAAUGUGUUUUAGACAAUCAGUUUUGUGCAGAGACAGGGUUGGUGGUUAUAUACAGUUAAUAGGGCUAUUCGGGGAAAACCCAUUGAAUUAUAAGGUGUGUUCAAACUUUGGACUGUUACCGCACAUUAAAAGCUAUUUACAAGUUUUAAA